GGUGGUGAAUGUCAAAUAUGUGGGAGUUACUUGUGCGUAUCACCCUGCAGAAUUUACUUCAUGCUUAAAGGGACGGUUUCUGGACAGCCUGUUAAAGGACUUUAUGUGCUCAUUGUACUGUGUAUUUCUUCGCUCAGAGUAUGGUGCUUUCAUCAUGUAUGAACACAGCAUAUUAAAGAUUAUCCUGAUUUUUCUGGCAUUUGCCGUGUAUAUUGUUAUGGUGGCAUUCAACGCAGGCGCUGGUUCAGGUUUACUAAAAGCUGUAUUUACGCAGACAGUGGGAAAUAUCUCAAAUAAAUUCAACACUGAUUUCACGCCGUCUGGAUGGACAUUCAUGAUCUGGAAUGUUAUAUUUGCCUGGCAGUUCUUCUGGUUUGGACAUGUUCUGUCAUUUAUCUGUAGAAGAAGAACAGGGAUGGAUGUAUCGAAAACCCAACCUAUAUCCAGUCAUCUUUUUUUUGUGUGGAUACUGAAUAAUGUCCUUAAUGUAGGAUGGCUCUUCCUGUGGGACAGAGAGCAUUUGAUUCCAGCUCUGGUAUUUCUGGGUGCCAUCGCUCUCACAAACUAUAUAGUCCUCUAUAUUUCUUAUGUAGCCGUAUAUACCCAUGGGGAUUGCCUUCAGAGACUACAUAAAGUUGAUUUGUGGCUCAUCAGGAUUUUUGUCCACAAUGGAAUCGCUGUGUAUGCAACAUGGACAACAGUAGCCUCUCUGUUAAAUUUUGCUGUAGUUCUGACAUACAAUGGUGGUUACCCCAACAGCACAUCAACUACUGUAGCACUCUCCAUUCUGGCCUUUGAAGUCAUACUAUGGUUUUGUUUGGAAAACUUCUUAUUUGAGGCAUAUGUCCGCUACACAAUAACCGUGUAUCCCGUGAUCAUUGUUGCUUUGUCUGGAGCCUUGGACAAGAAUUUCAAAUCACAAUCUCCAGACAGCAACGAUAUCUUUAUAGCCGUGUUGCUGGCCGUGGCUUGUGUGCUGUUCAUCAUACGUCUGAUUUUAGUUGUAUGGAACCACUUCAAAAAGCCACUCUACAGAUCAGCCGUGUUACAGAAGACUACAUUGGCCUUAUCGUGAAUCAGCCAUCAAGAAUUGCUCCAAAAAAAUAUUUUCUGUCUCUUCACUAACAAUGCCAUAAUAUGUUAGAGAUCUGCCAUAUAUAUACAUAUUUUUACAUACGUACAUGGGGUUAUUUUCCAGAAAAAGCCAAAAAAAAUAAAAUUCCAGUUUAAAGGCUCAGUUAAGGGAAAAAGAACAUUGAGUCUGUUAUUUAUGAAUUAAAUGUUACCAAUGAGCACUUCCUUGUUGCACUUAAAGGGUUCAAGUUUAUUUACUAAAGAGUGAGCUAUAGCUGCCACUGUAUGGAUUAGGAAGGACCAACCCUAUCAAUGUUUGUUUUCUUGCUGGAAGGACUGAGAAUCGAUUAAAAUAAUCUGAAUGUUAGCGUUAUGAAGGACCAAGAAACCGCUUCCCGGAGGAGAGACUCGUCUUGCACUGGAUCGUGACUGUAGUGAAUAUUCUUUUUUAAUACUCAAAUGUUGCAAUGGUUAAAAAAAAAAAAAAGACUGUUCAUGUUACACGGAUUAUGUACAAUUGUCAAAAGUAUUUGUUUCAGACAUAUAUUCAUAUCAUAUACUUGUUUUUCCAUUUUUUAUAUGCAUUUUGCACAUUCUCGUUGCCUUCCAUGUAAACUUUAUUUAAAGUGCGAAUUAACCUGUAAAUAAAAAUAUUUGCACUUCA
Molecule: messenger RNA, 1738 nt
Organism: Spea bombifrons (plains spadefoot toad)
Lineage: Eukaryota; Metazoa; Chordata; Amphibia; Anura; Pelobatidae
Exons: 9
Coding region: 104-1075 (323 amino acids)
Source: RefSeq, a predicted model, not a curated record